AUGGGACGCAGACCCGCUCGUUGCUACCGCUACUGUAAGAACAAGCCUUACAUCAAGUCCCGCUACUGCCGUGGUGUCCCCGAGCCCAAGCUCAGGAUCUACGAUCUCGGCAGGAAGAAGGCCGGCGUGGAUGAGUUCCCCUUCGUUGCCCACCUUCUGUCGUGGGAGCACGAGCAGAUCUCCUCGGAGGCUCUUGAGGCUGCCCGUAUCUCGUGCAACAAGUACAUCACCAAGAUGGCUGGUAAGGACUCCUUCCACAUGAGGGUCCGCGUGCACCCCUACCACAUCCUCCGUAUCAACAAGAUGUUGUCGUGCGCCGGUGCUGACAGACUGCAGACUGGUAUGCGUGGUGCCUUCGGUAAGCCCGCUGGUUGCGUCGCUCGCGUCAAGAUCGGUCAGAUCCUCUUCUCUGUCCGUUCCAAGGACAACUCCAAGGCCCACGUCAUCGAGGCCCUCCGCCGUGCCAAGUACAAGUUCCCCGGCAGGCAAAAGAUCGUCCUCUCCAACAAGUGGGGUUUCACUCCCCUCCAGAGGGAGGAGUACCUGCAGCUCAAGAGCGAGGGCAGGAUCAUUCCCGACGGUGUCAACGCCAAGGUGGUCAAGAACAAGGGUGUCCUCGGCUUCUAA
Molecule: messenger RNA, 627 nt
Organism: Acanthamoeba castellanii str. Neff
Lineage: Eukaryota; Discosea; Longamoebia; Acanthamoebidae
Product: ribosomal protein L10, putative
Exons: 3
Coding region: 1-627 (208 amino acids)
Biological process (GO): translation; ribosomal large subunit assembly
Cellular component (GO): ribosome; cytosolic large ribosomal subunit
Molecular function (GO): structural constituent of ribosome
Source: RefSeq, a predicted model, not a curated record